AUGCCUCAUAAAUAUAACAAGCAUAUUGUUGGAAAACGUGUAUACAACACUUGUUCUAAUACCAUUCUUUUGAAAAGGUGUAUGGGUGCAGUUAAUGAAGGUAUGUUUAUUCGUCAAGCCUCAAAAAGGUUUAGUAUACCAAGAAGCACUAUACAUAAUAAAAUGAAGUCAAAGCAUAAAAAAUGCAUUGGUGCACCAAACAUAUUUACUUAUGACGAGGAGCAGUUAUUUUUAUCUAGAAUCAAGGUUAUGUGUGAUUGGGGAUUUCCAUUAAAUAAAUUUGAUGUUAAAAUGUCAUCAAGCGAAAAAGCACUGGCACCUAUAGUAGCUUCAACUUCAAACCAAAAUGAAGUUGAAAUUGAAAUCGAAAGCGGUGGAGAAAUAGAAUAUGCGGAUAGUGUUAGUGUUAAUGAAUAUAGAAAUUCUGGAAAUGAUGAUACUGCUAAAGAACCAGAAAAUGUUGAUGAAGUGGAAUUUAUCUCCAAUUUAAGUGAAGUUGUUGUACAGAACGUCGAUGAUAUAGGACAAAAUGAAAACAAUGAAGAUCAAAGUGGUGAAGACCCCAAAACCAAUAAAGAUUUGCCUCUUAAUUUUAAUGAUCCGGCAAAAUGGCCUAUAAUAGAUGGUAAAUUUAAAGCAUUGCUGAUGAAGUAUGGUCCAAUUCAAAAAUUGCCGUCUUUAUUUCCCGAAGAUGAACAAGGUAGAAAAUUUUCAAGCUUUCAUUUUUAUCGCCGAAUGUCUAAUGGCGAUAAAAUUAAACGCACUUGGUUGGUGUACUCCAUUACGAAAGACACUUGGCCACACUACUGCAUAUCUAAAUUGGAGAGAUCUGGAGGACUUAAAUCAGGGGCUACGAUUGAUCACAUUAAUCAGAAAAUAAUUCAAUCUGAAACUCAACAUUGGCGACAAGUUCUUGCAAGAAUAAUAACGUUAAUUAGAACUCUUGCUGGACAAAAUCUAGCAUUAAGAGGAACAUGUGAAAAGCUUUUCGAACCGAAUAACGGAAAUUUUCUUAAAUAUAUUGAAUUCUUAGGAAAUUAUGAUCCUAUUAUGAGUAAACAUAUUCAACGAAUAACAACAAGUGAAAUUCACACCACCUAUCUCGGAAAAACUAUUCAAAAUGAAAUCGUUGAAUUGCUUGCUAAUAAAAUCAAAAAUGACAUCUUAGCAAAACUAGAGCGAGCAAAGUACUACUCACUUAUUUUAGACUGUACCCCCGAUAUAAGCCACAUGGAGCAGAUGACAGUUGUUUUUAGGUUUGUCAGUGCAACUGAAUUAUCUUCGGAAAAACCAGCUGAAGUCGUAGUUUCUGAACACUUCGUAACUUUUCUUGAAUUACAAGACACAACGGGAGCAAAUAUGACAAAAGUUGUUAUCGAUAAGUUGCAGGAAUUAGGCGGAAAUCUUGAUGACAUGAGGGAACAAGGGUACGAUAAUGGAGCCAACAUGCGCGGAAAAUAUAAUGGUGUGCAAGCCAGAAUUCGUCAACUAAAUCCUCGAGCUUUUUUCGUUCCUUGUAGUGCCCACUCGCUCAACUUGGUAUUGAACGAUGCAGCUAAUUGUUGUAUGGAGGCUGUCGCAUUCUUUGAUUUAAUUCAAGGCAUUUAUAACUUUUUCUCAGCAUCAACUCACCGUUGGAGUAUAUUAUUAAACCACCUAAGCGAUCUGACUAUAAAACCGUUAAGUGCCACUCGUUGGGAAAGCAGGGUCGGUGCCGUACGGGCACUUCGAUUUCAGAUUAGUGGAGUUUACGAUGCACUAAUUGAAAUCGCAGAAGACAAUACAUUAACUACUGCACCACAAGUCAAGAGUCGCGCAGAGGCUAAGGGAAUAGUCAGAAAUAUUUCAAAUUUCAAAUUUGUUUGCUCCUUGGUAUUGUGGUAUGACAUUUUAUUCCAAAUUAAUAUUGUCAGCAAAAUGCUCCAAUCACAGGCUUUAGACUUGUCGCUUGCUCUAGAGCAUUUAAACGCUACCAAAUCUUUCCUAUGCGAUUAUCGCUGUGAUGAAGAAUUUGCCGCAAUGGUUGAAAAUGCAAAAAAAUUGGCAGUUGAACUAGAAAUUUUUGAAGGACUUGAUGUGGAUGAUCCCGUACGCGUACGCAGAAAGAGUAGACAAUUCCUAUACGAAGGUCGUGAUGAACCGAUAGUAUCACCAGAACAAAACUUCAGAGUAUCUUUUUUCAAUCGAAUAUUGGACAUCGCAAUUCAAGCAAUAAAUGAAAGAUUUACGCAAUUAUCGGAAUAUAACGAGUUAUUUGGGUUUCUUUACAAUAUCGGCAGCAAACCCUUAACGGAUGAUGAGUUGUUGAAACACUGUAAGGACUUGCAUUUAGCGCUUAUGUCUGAUGGCCAAUCUGAUAUCAACGGGGUCGAACUUUGGUAUGAAAUUAAAGCUAUUGGGAGACGACUUGAUACUUCCAAUAGCGAUCCACAAAGUGUAUUAAAAUGUAUUUACACAUCUAAUGUUGUCGAAGUAUUCCCAAACCUUUCGAUAGCUCUUCGCAUACUACUAACGUUACCAGUCACAGUUGCUAGUGCUGAAAGAAGCUUUUCAAAGCUGAAAAUAAUAAAAUCCUAUUUGAGAUCACAAAUGUGUCAAGAUCGUUUAGUUGGUCUAGCUACGAUUUCCAUCGAGAAAGAAAUUGCUGAUCAUUUGGACAUAGAAGAUUUGGUUAAAGAUUUCGCAGAAUUAAAAGCUAGGAAAAUUCACUUUUAA
Molecule: messenger RNA, 2715 nt
Organism: Hydra vulgaris (swiftwater hydra)
Lineage: Eukaryota; Metazoa; Cnidaria; Hydrozoa; Anthoathecata; Hydridae
Source: RefSeq, a predicted model, not a curated record